Chrysoperla carnea is the source of this 3310-nucleotide messenger RNA. Its product is annotated as DNA excision repair protein ERCC-6-like. Gene Ontology annotation, molecular function: ATP-dependent chromatin remodeler activity; ATP binding. Gene Ontology annotation, biological process: transcription-coupled nucleotide-excision repair. The transcript is spliced from 13 exons. The record is from RefSeq and is a predicted model, not a curated record. Lineage: Eukaryota; Metazoa; Arthropoda; Insecta; Neuroptera; Chrysopidae. Gene Ontology annotation, cellular component: nucleus. The coding region runs from base 99 to 3266 and encodes 1055 amino acids.
GUUUUUGUUUCAUCCUGUCAUUGCAAAUUAAAAACAUUCCUUAUUCCUCCCCUAGAAUCUAUUUGAAAACAUUAUUAUUUCAAUAAUAGUUUAUCAUUAUGGAAGAAUCAAUACUCUUUCAGGAGUUAACUCAGGAUUCAGAAACCGAUACAAUAACGAAUUUCGGUGAUAUCAACAGCAUUAAAACUCAUAAUUCAGUAGAAAAUACUAUCGAAGAUAACACAUCAGAUAAAAAUUCUUUGAAUAUUUCAGUUGAAAAGGUUGCACCACAAAAUGAAAUCAUGGAAUUAAAUCUAAUGCAAUUUAUAAAAUCACAAGAAAAUUUAGAACAGAAUUCCUUGAACCUUAAUGAACCAAGUACAUCAAAAUCAAAUUUAGAACAGGAUGUGGAAUGGUCAUUAUCAAGUGAAAAUGUAUCAUUGGAUCGAAAACGCAAAUCAUCUAAAUGUUCGGAAACUGAAUAUUCAGCAGUUAAAAGAAAAAGAAGUGAAUCAAUUGACAGUGAAUUAGAAUCUGUGGACGAUGAAGAUGUCGAGUUAGAUCAAUCUGGCAGUGAAUAUGUUCCUUCUGAAAAUGAAGAUAGUGACGAAGAGUAUGUUCCAAGAAAAAGUCCUACACCUAAAACUUCCAAUAAGACUAAAAUAUCGCUAUCAACUAAAAUAAAGAAAGUUCUAGACGAUGGUGAUUUUGAAAACUACAGAAAACGUAUUAAAAGUAUUGUAAAUUCGCAUAGCGAUACGAGUAAUGAUAAAAAAUUGGAUUAUCAUGUUAAAGUACCCAGUUCUAUUUGGAGCAAGUUAUAUCAGUAUCAAAAAAUCGGAGUGAAGUGGAUGAACGAAUUAAAUCACCAAAAAGUUGGCGGUUUAUUGGGUGACGAAAUGGGCCUAGGUAAAACAGUACAAGUAAUAGCCUUUCUUGCUGCUUUAGAUUAUUCCAAAACAGUAUAUACUGGGAAUAAAAAAGGUUUAGGUCCUAGUCUAAUUAUUUGCCCAGCAACUGUCAUGCAUCAAUGGGUAAAACAUUUCUAUGAUUGGUGGCCACGUUUACGUGUUGCUAUAUUACAUCAAUCUGGAUCGUUCAAAGGACGUCCACAUGAUUUAAUUCGUGAAAUGAAUAAAGAGACAGGCAUUUUAUUAACAACAUAUCAAGGAAUGUUGAAAUAUAAUAAAUUAUUAUGUGAACUAUAUUGGCAUUACAUUGUUUUGGAUGAAGGUCAUAAAAUCCGUAAUCCGUCUGCAAAGGUCACCGAAGCAAUUAAAAAUAUUCAAACACCUCAUAGAUUAGUAUUAACUGGUUCACCUAUGCAAAAUAAUUUAACCGAACUGUGGAGUUUAUUUGAUUUUAUUGUGCCUGGUAAAUUAGGAACGCUACAAGUAUUUAUGGAUCAUUUUGCAACACCAAUUCUUCAAGGUGGAUAUGCAAAUGCAAGUCCUUUUCAGGAAGCAACAGCUUUGUCAAUAGCUACAGCCUUAAAAAAUGUAAUUACACCGUAUAUGUUACGCAGAGCCAAAGUUGAUGUUCAGAUAGAUUUACCAAGUAAAAACGAACAAGUUUUAUUUUGUGAACUUACCAAAGAACAACUCGAUUUGUAUAAACAUUAUUUAAUGACGGAUCAUGUGGGUACACUAUUAAAUAAAGACCAUAGACUUAGUAAUAAUAUGUUCAGGGCAAAAAUGCUAAUGGCAAUCACAGUUCUACGUAAAAUUUGUAACCAUCCAGAUUUAUAUUUGGGUGACGUAGAAGACACUGCACCAAAUAUUAGUAAAUUACCAGUAGAAGUACCAAUCGAAGAACGUUAUGGAUAUUACAAGCGUGCUGGUAAAAUGAGAGUUGUUGCUUCGUUGUUAAAAAUUUGGAAGCAACAAGGACAUCGUGUUUUGUUAUUUACACAAACACGUUCAAUGAUUGAAAUAUUUGAAGAAUUUUUAAAUAUAAAUAAAUAUACAUAUUUGAAAAUGGAUGGUACAACUAGUAUAGGGGCCCGUCAACCGUUAAUUGAACGAUUUAAUAAUGAUAGUGAAUAUUUCUUGUUUUUAUUGACGACAAGAGUUGGUGGUCUUGGUAUUAAUUUAACUGGAGCUAAUCGAGUAAUAAUAUAUGAUCCUGACUGGAAUCCAGCUACAGAUAUGCAAGCUCGUGAACGGGCAUGGAGAAUUGGACAAAAGAAAAAUGUUACUGUAUAUAGAUUACUUUCUGCUGGGACUAUCGAAGAAAAAAUGUAUCAACGUCAAGUUUGGAAACAAUUGCUUAGUAAUAAAGUACUUUCAAAUGCCAAACAAAAGCGAUUUUUUAAGUUAUCUGAUCUACAUGAGUUGUUUUCGUUGGUUGAACCGAAUUCAAAUGCAAACAUAGAAACAUUAAAUAUUUUCCAAGAUGCUAAAGCUCAUGAAUCUAAAUUAGAUACUAGUGUUAAAUUAUUUUCUGAAGAAAAAUUAAAAGCUAUGAAAGAAUUGGCACAAAAAUUGGCAAAAAAUAUGGGCUCUACUUCUAAAACAAGUACUGAAAAUCCUGAAACAUCGAAGCAAAUUGAAUCAAAAUCAUCGGAAUCGCUACAAAUUUCAGCAAAUGAUUAUGAAAAAGAAGAUGAAAAUUUUAUAUGGGAUCCAACAACAAUUCGUUUUAGGAAAAUGCGAAAAAUUAUUAUACCUACAGAAACAGUUCCGAAAAAUCUUGUUAACGAAACAGAAACAAAUAUUUCAUUUAAUGAAAUUCUUGAGAAAUUAGAAACAGCUAAGACACUAGAUAUUAUAGAUUUCGUUCCUACACAAAAUGAAUCACCGAAUAUGGAAAAUAAAUUGGAACAUGAAACUACAGAUUUGAAAAAUGCAAAUUUAGAUAAAAAUAAUCAAGGAAAAAUGAAAGAAACUCUUACAGCGUCAUGUGCAGACGAUAAACCAAAUAAUAAUACAAAUUUAAAAACUAAGAAAUCCACUGAAAAGUUGAAUAAUCAUUUAAAAAGUGUGAAAAAAAAGCAUCAUAAAUCCGAUGGUGUAGUAGAUGGUGAAAUAGUCCAGGGUGUAAUAAAAAAAGAGCGUUUUAGUAAAUUAACCAAAGAUGAAAAUGUAAAUUUCAAUGAAAAACAAGAUGCAUAUGUUUUACAACAAUUAUUUUCACGAGGAGUGCAUACAGCUUUAAAACAUGAUUCAAUUGUUCGAAGUGAAUAUGAAGGGAAACAUUCUUUGAAGGAUCGAAUAGAAGCUGAACGUAAGGCAAAAAGUGCAUUAAAAGCCCUCAAAAGUACACGAUUAAGAAAAUGGCGGUGGUAAUUUAUUUAAAAGUAUUAAUUUAUAAUUAAUGUAAAUAAAUCUGU